This is a messenger RNA of Lathyrus sativus (Indian pea), 1002 nucleotides long. Lineage: Eukaryota; Viridiplantae; Streptophyta; Magnoliopsida; Fabales; Fabaceae. The record is from the annotation of a GenBank genome assembly.
AUGGAUGUAAAAGGAAGACCAAACAACAACAACAACAAUAACCUUAUGAGUAGUGAAGAUGAUGAGAUGGACCUUAGAAGAGGUCCAUGGACGGUAGAUGAGGACCUAACCCUCAUGAAUUACAUUGCUACUCAUGGUGAAGGUCGUUGGAAUACCCUAGCAAACUCUGCUGGUCUUAAACGAACGGGUAAGAGUUGUCGAUUGAGGUGGCUAAACUAUCUUCGUCCUGAUGUUAGACGUGGGAACAUCACUCUGGAAGAGCAACUUUUGAUUCUCGAGCUUCAUACUCGUUGGGGUAAUCGAUGGUCGAAAAUAGCCCAAUAUUUACCUGGAAGAACGGACAAUGAAAUAAAGAAUUAUUGGAGAACCCGCGUGCAAAAGCUUGCCAAACAACUCAAAUGCGACAUAAAUAGCAAGAAAUUCAAGGACACUAUGCGUUACCUUUGGAUGCCAAGACUAGUUGAGCGCAUUCAGGCCGCAUCGGCCACCGCUUCCACCACCACAAUCACGGCCGUCAACAACACUAAGUCCAACUACACCAACUAUAAUAAUGAGAUAAAAGUUACAAUGGGUUCAACUCCAACAAUUUCUAUCAACAAUGAAUUAGUAAGUUCACAACCACAUAUAACACAAAGUUAUACCCUAGAAAACAGUAACACAACCACAUCAUCAGAUUCAUUUGAGAAUUAUAAGGUCUCAACAAUAUUAGAUUUUGGUGAUAAUAAUAAUAAUAAUAAUAAUAAUAACUAUUAUUAUUAUUACACAAAUGUUGAUAAUAAGGAUAACCCUAAUUCUAACUUAGAUUAUUCUCAACUUUCUCAUCAACUUAGCUUCUCCGAUUGCAUCAAAAACCCGUCUGAAUUAUUCUCUCAAGAAUUAACAGAUUUCCAAUUCAUGGAGCCAAACACACCAUGGAUACAAAAUGAGGACUCAUCAGACAUUUUUUGGAAUGAUGAAACCAUGUUGUUUUUAGAGCAACAACUCAUGAAUGAUACCAUGUAA